This is a messenger RNA of Vicia villosa (hairy vetch), 1153 nucleotides long. Its product is annotated as chaperone protein dnaJ 6-like. Lineage: Eukaryota; Viridiplantae; Streptophyta; Magnoliopsida; Fabales; Fabaceae. The transcript is spliced from 8 exons. The coding region runs from base 48 to 902 and encodes 284 amino acids. The record is from RefSeq and is a predicted model, not a curated record.
UAACUUCUACAGUCGCAUACGCAUUUGAUUUGAGUGAGAGAAGAAAAAUGGGGAAGAACAAGAAGAAGAGAAGUAGGGUUUCCGUCUCCGACGAAGACGAAGAAAUUGAAACCAAUAACAACAACGAUUCCAAUCAGAGCCAAAGCUCACUCUACCAGGUUCUCGGUGUGGAGAGUACAGCGACGCAACAGGAGAUUAAGAAGGCGUAUCACAAAUUGGCGUUGAGGCUUCAUCCUGAUAAGAACCCUGGUGAUGAGGAAGCUAAAACUAAGUUUCAGCAAUUGCAAAAUGUUAUCUCAAUUCUUGGAGAUGAACAAAAACGGGCAAUGUAUGAUCAGACCGGUUCAGUUGAACAUGCUGACCUUGCUGGAGAUGUUGCUCAGAAUCUUCACGAAUAUUUCAGAACAAUGUACAAGAAGGUCACCGAAGCUGAUAUUGAGGAGUUUGAAGCAAACUACAGGGGAUCUGACUCUGAGAAAAGUGAUUUGAUUAAUCUCUACAAGGAAUGCAAGGGUAAUAUGAACAGGUUAUUCUGUUCAAUGCUUUGUUCGGAUCCUAAACUCGACUCACACCGAUUCAAGGAUAUUAUUGAUGAGGCCAUAACUUCUGGAGAAUUAAAGGAAAAGAAAGCAUACAAGAAAUGGGCAAAGAAAAUAUCAGAAACCAAGCCACCAACUAGUCCUUUAAGGAGGGAAAAAGCAAAUAAGAAGCCAAAAACAGAUUUGUAUGCUAUCAUAUCAAAACGACAAAAUGAGAGAAAAGGCCGGCUUGACUCUAUGUUCUCCUCUUUAAUUUCAAAAUAUGGUGGAGACCAUGUGCCAGAACCGUCUGAAGAGGAAUUUGAAGCUACACGAAGAAAGAUGGAAAGCCGAAGAUCCUCAAAAAAGGCAAAGCGAAAAUAACCAACUUACCUUUGUGAAUAGUCUGUUUCUCUCAUGGUGACUGUCACCUCAGCAUUGUUGGUAGGAACAACUAUGUUAUUUUCAUAUGUAAGUUUAUAUAUAACUAGUUAGUUAAUGUCUAAGUAGACCAGUAACAUUCCUAAAUAUUUGAGGCCUUGAGUUUUCUAGUACCAAUUUAAGUCUUCAAUGUUCUUGGUGAAUUUAUGCUUUAAAGCAGACAAACUAUUUUAUGCUACCGUGGCAUUUACAAA